AUGGCACUUGUUUAUAGGAGAAAAUCUUCAAAAGUCAGCGACAAAAGUAAAUCUCAUGAUAUGGUCUCCAUAUGGAAUUUUGAUGGGAAGAUUGCAUUCCAAGACAUACUCAAUGCAACAGAAUGUUUUGAUGACAAAUACCGCAUCGGUACUGGAGGAUACAGGGACAUGUGGCUAUAUAGAACCAGGUAUGCUUUGGUCCUUUAUUAUCAUAUAAAUCCAUUUGAUUUUGCAGAACUGUCAUCCACAAUGGUGUUUACAGAUAAGUGCGAUGUCUAUAGCUUUGGUGUGCUCACCAUGGAAGUAGUCAUGGAGCAGCAUACUAAGCUCAAGGAUAUAUUGGACCAUCGCAUCGUAGUACCAACGAGCGACGAGGAGAAAGACAUCAUCCUGCUUAUGCUGGUGGCGUUUGCUUGUUUGCAAAUCUGCCCAAAAGCCAGGCGAACAAUGCAACAGGCAUAUCAAGCACUCACAAACAGAAGCUGCCCAACAGUCAUCCUGAGGCUAAUUCACGAAGUCAAAUUACAAGAUUUGCAUGAUUUUGAAGCACCAUACAAGCUAUAUGAUGGUUUGUAG
Messenger RNA from Miscanthus lutarioriparius, 576 nucleotides. NCBI's taxonomy places the organism in Eukaryota, Viridiplantae, Streptophyta, Magnoliopsida, Poales, Poaceae. The record is from the annotation of a GenBank genome assembly.